Magnolia sinica is the source of this 625-nucleotide messenger RNA. Its product is annotated as ferredoxin C 1, chloroplastic. NCBI's taxonomy places the organism in Eukaryota, Viridiplantae, Streptophyta, Magnoliopsida, Magnoliales, Magnoliaceae. Bases 69 to 494 code for a protein of 141 amino acids. The record is from RefSeq and is a predicted model, not a curated record. The transcript has a single exon. Gene Ontology annotation, molecular function: 2 iron, 2 sulfur cluster binding; electron transfer activity. Gene Ontology annotation, biological process: electron transport chain.
AACAGUAGCAAAUAGCAAUCCCUUGGAAAUUCAUUCAACCAUAGUGACCUUGUCUCUCUUCCUCAGCCAUGGCAACCCUGCGCAUCUGUCCAUCUCCCUUAGCCAGCAUCAACAAGAAGCGGUUACAAAGCAUGCCUCAACGACUGAGAGGUAGAAGUGCAUCAAUAAUAGUGGCGAGGGCAUAUAAGGUGGAGAUAGAGCAGGACGAUGGGAGGAACACAACGUUGGAGGUGGAUGAGGACGAGACCAUUCUUUCAAAGGCAUUGGAAAUGGGAAUGUCUGUACCACACGACUGCAAGCUUGGCGUUUGCAUGACUUGCCCUGCUCGACUCCUUAGUGGGACUGUCGACCAGAGCGAGGGAAUGCUCAGUGAUGACGUCAUCGACAGAGGCUACGCCCUCCUCUGCUCUGCCUACCCACGCUCUGAUUGUCAUUUCCGCAUCAUUCCCGAAGAAGAGCUCCUCUCGCUUCAGCUCGCCACCGCCAACGACUAAUUCACCCGACUCAGAGUCGGAGUCUAAUCGGCUCUGUAAUUUUCUGCAUUGUUAAUCUAUAUCUAAGAUGGAGCUUUAGUUGGAUUCCAGGUGUGACUUCUACGAAUUAAAAUCUACUCUCUUUUUUUUUA